Trichoplax adhaerens is the source of this 1350-nucleotide messenger RNA. RefSeq lists its product as uncharacterized. The transcript is spliced from 8 exons. NCBI's taxonomy places the organism in Eukaryota, Metazoa, Placozoa, Uniplacotomia, Trichoplacea, Trichoplacidae. The coding region runs from base 1 to 1350 and encodes 449 amino acids. The record is from RefSeq and is a predicted model, not a curated record.
AUGAGUUCGCAACGCGUUAUGGGUAUUUGCCUCUUUAUAGCAGCUGCAGAUGUUAUAGUUAGUGGCCUUCUCACUUUCAUUUUUAAUCAAUCUAUGUUACGAAGCCAUGAAAAUACAGUGAUGAUUGAUCUUGGGGUUAUGGAACUUUUUCACGAUUGGUUUUUAUUUAUUACCGUCAAGGCUAUUACUCAUGGCGUUCUUUUACUAAAAGUUAAAGAUUUCAUCUCAUCCACUGUGACUGAGGCUUGCGCUCUUACAGCUGUAGCGAUAAUAACUGCUGGAAUAUCACCUGCAACACUAACAAGAAUGGUGCUAGUCUUGAUUUUAAGCAAUUAUAAUUCACCGGUAGCCUUUUUUGUGCCUAUGGCAUUGGCAGUACUUGGCAUAAUUAUAAUAGAAAUAAUUUCUAUCUACGUGAUUGUCAAGCAAGUUCAUCGUAUUCAUUCGGAUGAGGAUGGUUAUUUACUGAUUCAGACUCCUUUUAACAAAUCUGCCUUAUCCUGGACGAUGAUGACAUGUGGCCUGAUCAUUUUUGGAAUAUCGAUCACUCUAUUUGUGGAACGUUGGCCUUUAUAUCAUGUCGUAACAGCUAAUCUUCACGCAGCUCUGCUUUUUGCUACUGGAAUCCUAGGUAUCAUUACUGAAAAAAAACGUGUUCGUAAUUUGAACAUAUGGCAUAAGAUUUUUACCACUUAUACCGCCGGAAUUGGUGCCGCUUCUGUUGUUUCUAUCGUUCGUCUUCUUGUUUUCUUCACUGGCAAUCUAAUAAAUUCGGGCUGGCGAAGAGGCGAUUUUACGGCUUUAACUCUAUCUCAAGCAAUCUUUACUAUCCUUGGAUUUACUAUCUCAUUAAUCACUAUGAUAGCUGCCGAUGAUGUCAGAAAUAAAACACCAACUUAUAGGAAUACACCUAUUACUGACACUACUAGUGCCGGCAUGCUGAGCACUGCUGUCAUAGUCAGUGGGAUUGGAAUCUUUAAUAUCGCAGUCAUGAAUUAUCCCACAUAUGGGUUUCCUGUUUUAAUUGUUUCAGUCAUGGCUUAUGUAGGAGCUAGAUACGGAAUCGAUAUCCAAUCUACUAGCAACGAACUAGCAAAAUAUGCAUACUUUGUGCUCAAUGUUUUCAAUAGCGCUGGUAGUUUUUGGGCGAUGGCAAUGAGUGUUUAUGAAUUUUUGGCUGACCAGAAUUAUCAGACUAGUCUUAUUACGACAUAUUACGGAUUCAUUUACGCAUUCACUACUAUUACCACACUAAGUGCGAUUGUACUUGCCGGUUUUAGUAUAAAAGCAGCUGUAACUAGCAGCCAGGAUCUCAAUAACGUAGCUGAAGGAAGAAUUAAUAUGGAGUAA